Molecule: messenger RNA, 3829 nt
Organism: Orbicella faveolata
Lineage: Eukaryota; Metazoa; Cnidaria; Anthozoa; Scleractinia; Merulinidae
Product: SLIT-ROBO Rho GTPase-activating protein 1-like
Biological process (GO): signal transduction
Molecular function (GO): protein binding
Source: RefSeq, a predicted model, not a curated record
GAGAGCCGGCCGGGCAGGGAAAAAAAUAAAAAUAGUAAAUAAAUGAAAUAAUGGCCUCGCUUUCGAUACCCCAAGUCGAAGGAACCUGGGUGCUAGCGCAGUUCGAAGUUUCCUUCCGGCCAGCAAGAUCUCCUAUCUGCGCGAAUUUUGGUCUCAAAACAAAGAGUUUCUUGAUCUUUAAACCAGCCAAAAGCUGGCAGAUUCCUUCCUCGUGAAAGUACAAUCGUCUGGUAUCAAGAUGGCGUAGAGGCGUACUCGUUUUAGAGGCUGAAAAUGACGUCGAGUGGGAAGAAGGGCAAGGCGGCUGUGUUGGAGUUCGACACUCAAUCGAAAGAGGUGCGCCAGAUCGUGAUUGAACAACUGAAAUGCUUUGAUAGUAGAACAGAAGGAAAGAUUCUUUUUCUGGCUGAUUUGCAGGAGUUUUUUAGAAGGCUGUCAGAGAUUGAACUGGACUACUCUAGAAACUUAGAAAGACUUUCAAGAAUGUAUUUGGACAAGCUCCAAAGGCACAAAACCCAAAGGAAGGAGAAGGGAACCACUAUGGAUUUAUGGCAGCAAGUCCUCAUUGAAACAAAGAACAAAUCUAAGAUGCACCUUGGCCUUAGUGACAAUGUUUCCAACAACAUUGUGAAUAGAUUUAUGAUUAUAAGCGACGACUGUCAAAGAAUAUCCAAAAAGUGCAGAGAGACUGCUACUACCCUACAAGACGAACUCCUCAAGUCAGUUCAAGAACUUAACAGGAAACUCCAUCGCUAUCAUAGUAUGGCUGUAGAGAGCAAAACUGCUGAGCAGAAACUUCAAAAGACAGAAGAUUCCCGGCGAAAGAAUGAAAAAAUGGCCAAACAAGUAGAAAAGCAUCAACAAAAAUUUACAGAAUGCAAGAAGAGGUGUGUGAAAGCAAAGAAUGAUUAUGUUUUAUCCCUGGAGUCAACAAACCGCUUCUUGGAAAAUUAUUACAAUAGAUUCCUUAGCACAUUGGUGGAUGGAUUUGACUGUAAUUACCAUGAGUCAUUCAAGCGAGGUGUUGAAGCCUAUGUGACAGCAGAGGCUAACCUUGCCAGUGCAACCAUUCAAUCUGCUGAUAGUUUGCGUGAAGCUAAGCUCACCGUUGAAGCUGAUAAAGACAAGCAGUACUUCUUUGAUGACAAUCAAGGAACAGUAACCCGGCCGUUUACUUUUGCUUACUUGCCUUACAGUGAUGAAGAGUUGAAUCAGGUGUCACCUCAACAGACAGAUGUAAUAGAACACCAUUAUAAAGUGUAUGAGAGACUUCAAAAAAUCAAGGCAGAAACAGAAGAGAUUGAAAAGACAGCAGAGGCCACGUGUGAUGCACUUAGUGAAAUGCACAGGCAGUGGGACAAUGAGAUGAUGAGACUGGCCAACGGUGAAGUAGACUCUGUCAAUGGAACAGCAAGCUGUCAGUCGAUCAAAAACAGCAGCGAAGACUUAGAAAUGUAUUAUAUUGCGAAAAUGAGAGAACUUAUUCUUACUAGUAGCUUGAAAGUCAGAAUGGAAGCUGAGAAUGACAAGCUGACUAAAACACUAGGAGAAGUAACGCCAGACAUAGUUGGAGCCAGGUUUAAAAGGCCUCAUUUGGACAUGUCUUCCAAGGAAGCUUCAGCUAUCCUGGAAUCUGUGCACAAGAAAACCAAAGUGUUUGGUUGCAAUUUAGAAAAUUAUGUUAGCAUUACAGGAAGAGAAAUUCCUGAAGUAGUAGAAAGUUGUGUCAAGUUUAUUAAAAAGUUUGGUCUAGAUCACCAGGGAAUAUUUCGACUAUCUGGAUCCACAACGGAAAUAAACGACAUGAAACAGCUGUUUGAAAAUGGUCGUGAUCCGUUAGCAGGUCUGAAUCACUGGAAAGAUAUCAACGCUGUUGCUGGAUUGCUGAGGGUCUACUUCAGAGAACUGGAGGACCCGCUCUUCCCUAGUUCACAUUAUCAAGAGUUCAUCAAAGCGAGUUUGUCUUCUUCAGUAGAAGACAGUAUGAAGGAAUUAACGACUGUCUUGAAUUCCUUGCCUGAGUCAGUUGUUCGCGUUAUGGAGUACCUUUUCUCUUUCCUGAAUUUGGUUGCAGAACACAGCGAUUCCAACAAAAUGGAUGCUCACAACCUGGCUGUAGUAUUUGGUCCGACGUUAUUACGGAUCCCUUCUGAACAAGACAUGAUAGCUUAUCAGAGCCAAGUCAAUGGUAUGAUGGAGCUCUUGAUCAAGUACUGUGCUGAGGUAUUCCCUGGCUCAGGGGAGCCGCCACAUGCUCCACUCUCUGAAACUGAGGAUAGCGACAGCGAGGAAGACUUUGAACCAAGAGAUGCCGAAGCACUGUUUGACUACUCAGCCCGGUCAUCGAAAGAGCUUUCCUUCAAAAAGGGCGACAUUAUCCGAGUAUUUAAACGGUUUAACAAUGACUGGUGGGACGGAACUAUCAAUGGAACGGACGGCUUUGUUCCUGCUACGUACAUCCGUCUACCGACUGACGAUGAGGUUGAAAUAACUGACGGUGAAGGAAACAUUUCCUCAUCCGGUGAGCUGUUGUCACCUUCUCCGAAAGUUUCAUCCAGUGGAGCGGACAGACCAAAGGACUUUAAUGUGCCUCCAAGGAUCCCUAAGAGAGAGGGCUCUCUCAGGGGGAGGGAUGGUGUUCCUUCGCCUACUUCUGAUCCAGCGAGCCCCUUAGGAUCGAGUCCCCAGGCGCCUUUUUCGGGAACGUCUUUGUUUAAGAAGACGGUACCUCCAGCGGCAUCAGCAGCAGCACCGCCGGCGAUCUCCUCGGAGGAUAUCGUGAAGCGACAGUUGACGCUGUUGCGCAAGGCUCCGAGAGAAGAUAGCGAAAGCUCUGUUGAAAAGACACCCGAUAAAGAACAGACUAUAAAACUGCCGCGUCUUCGGAGCAUCUCGCCUUCCAGGAAAUCACAGCCGCCGAACCAGGCGAAAGCAGAAAAUGCUGAGGCGACAAACAAGCAAGCAGAGACACCGGAAAAAGACGAAAAAGGAAGAACUCCUACUAAGGAAGAACAUCGUAAAUCAAGCGAAGGUGUAUGGCAGCCGAGGGUUGAAGCUAAUUCCCCGGCAAAUCCCACUCCCCCAGACAGUCCCCGGACAACCACCGGGGCGAAAAUUCCCCCAGCGGUUUUACCUAAACCCAAGAAAAGCAACCCGGCACCCCCCUUCCGUAAGAAUUCCGAUGACUUGUUAGCUUCUUUACAGGCCGCACAGGUCGUGCGGAGUCACCGGGCUAGUGGAGGAGGGGAGGAUCCCGGGAAGAGUAGGGGCUCCGUGGGGGAUGAUACUGCCUUUUGAGAGUAUUGGAAGGGGGCAUGAGAUGGGUUGUAAAGUGAAAAGUAACCUAAAAUCUUAGAUCUCAUAGGGUGGGGUGGGUUUUUGUUACAAAGAUGCAGAGACUAGUUCAGAUUUAUUGUCAGGGUGGGGUGGGGUGGGAGUUUUGUUACCAAGAAGCCAGUACCAGUUCAGAUUUUUUCUCAGGGUGAGCCUGGGCUCUUGUCCCAAAGAAAUCCAGGACAAUGCAGAUUUGUUGUUGGGGAGUGUGGUUGGGGGAGUAGGGGUAGGACGGGAGGGGCUGGGGUGGGGUGGAAGGGAUUGUCCUGUUUUAUAAUGUUAUUCGUAAAUUUGUAUUGUGCAGGGAAGGAACGAAAGCAGGAAACCAUUUUAAUUUUGAAAAAUAAUCCAAAGUUGAAUUCUAAUGGUGCUGUAAAUAUGUAAUUUUUUAGGUAGACAUACGUUUCUGGUAUAAAAUUGGCAACUUCCCUAAAAGUAUUGAUUUUUCAUUGUAAGUUUUAUUAGUAGUAUUAUAUAUUUAUGAUUUUUUUUUGGG